This is a messenger RNA of Dendrobium catenatum, 3365 nucleotides long. RefSeq names its product pyrophosphate-energized membrane proton pump 2. Bases 541 to 2943 code for a protein of 800 amino acids. Gene Ontology annotation, molecular function: inorganic diphosphate phosphatase activity; diphosphate hydrolysis-driven proton transmembrane transporter activity. Lineage: Eukaryota; Viridiplantae; Streptophyta; Magnoliopsida; Asparagales; Orchidaceae. The record is from RefSeq and is a predicted model, not a curated record. Gene Ontology annotation, biological process: proton transmembrane transport. Gene Ontology annotation, cellular component: membrane. The transcript is spliced from 15 exons.
AUCCCUGGUCCGGUAACGGCAGUGGAUCUAGCCCGACCCGACGAACCCAUACACGAGGAAUAUGCCGUCUUCCAUUCUCACGCUGGAAAACGCACGCGCUUCUCUCUCUCUCGCCGUUCGCUGUACAAAAGUUGCGAUUAUAUCAGUAGAAUAGACUCCGGUGCACCUUCUGAUCCCGUUGCCUCUGGCCACAGACGCCGACCAGCGGAACCCUAAAUUUUCUCUUCGGCAGGUCAGAUCUGGAAACGGAAACUGCCGAUCUCUUAGCUGCUGUUGGUUUCCUGUGCGCUUCUGCCAAUCUACCCUUUCAAGCCAAGCUGUUCUGCGAUCGUAGAGUGGGAUCUCCCUGGCUAGGGAUUUGGCUGCCGUGAGGAUUGUUUCCGUACCUUCUUUUGACGGUGUUUAGCAUUGGAUGCUUGAAGGGAUAAUUUGAAAUUAUUCAAAAUUCAGCGUCCGGUUUCAGGGGGCGACCUGCCCCAGGGGGUUGAGUUUGCGCCCUUCCCUCUGGCUCGAAGAGUGAAUUCAUCGCAUUCCAUUCUGAUGGAUGACGACGUAGAGAAUGGAAGUCUGGUAUCGUACCAGGAGAAAGCAAGGACAUUUCCCAAUUUGCGGAGUAAACCUUACAACCCCUUGAUUUUUCAGAUUUUCACGAGAAUAAAUGGACGAGUUUUAGCUGUCUUGCUACUGCUGGCCCUAGGGGCUGUGCUUUAUGUUGGAGCUGCUACUUCACCUAUCGUGGUCUUUGUCUUUUCUAUUUGCAUAGCUGCCUUCAUUUUCUCAGUUUAUUUGACAAGAUGGGUUUUAGCAAAGGAUGAGGGCCCCCCUGAAAUGUCACAGAUAUCAGAUGCCAUACGUGAUGGGGCAGAAGGUUUUUUUAGGACUCAAUAUGGAACUAUUUCGAAGAUGGCUGUAUUACUAGCACUUGUUAUUCUUAGCAUAUAUCUUUUCCGCAGUACAACGCCACAGCAAGAAUCAUCUGGCCUAGGAAGGUCAACAACUGCAUUUAUUACUGUUGCUGCUUUUCUCCUAGGCGCUUUAUGUUCAGGUAUUGCUGGAUAUGUUGGGAUGUGGGUUUCAGUUCGUGCAAAUGUUAGAGUCUCAAGUGCUGCUAGGCGCUCAGCUAGGGAGGCUUUACAGAUAGCUGUUCGAGCUGGUGGCCUAUCAGCCAUGGUGGUUGUUGGCAUGGCUGUAAUUGGCGUGGCAAUCCUUUAUGCAACAUUCUACGUAUGGCUUGGAGUUGAUUCUCCUGGUUCCAUGAAGGUUGUCGACUUGCCUCUUCUUCUUGUUGGAUAUGGUUUCGGUGCCUCGUUUGUUGCCCUUUUUGCUCAGUUAGGUGGGGGAAUUUUCACUAAAGCAGCAGAUGUUGGAGCUGAUCUGGUCGGCAAAGUAGAACAGGGUAUACCUGAAGAUGAUCCUAGAAAUCCGGCUGUCAUUGCUGAUCUGGUUGGUGAUAAUGUGGGUGAUUGUGCUGCUCGAGGAGCUGAUCUUUUUGAGAGCAUAGCUGCAGAAAUCAUCAGUGCGAUGAUACUUGGAGGAACAAUGGCUCAGCAUUGCAAAAUCGAAGAUCCAUCAGGGUUUAUCCUAUUUCCUCUCGUUGUCCAUUCUUUCGACCUUGUGGUAUCUUCUAUUGGAAUACUCUCGAUUCGAGGAACACGUGAACUUGGGUCUAAGCUUCCGGUGGAAGAUCCUAUGGCGAUUCUCCAGAAAGGUUAUUCUGUCACAAUAGUUUUAGCCGUUAUAGCUUUUGGAGUGUCUACUAGGUGGCUUCUUUAUACUGAACAAGCACCUUCCGCAUGGUUAAACUUUGCGCUAUGUGGAUUGGUUGGCAUCAUAACAGCCUAUGCUUUCGUUUGGAUUACCAAGUAUUACACAGAUUACAAGCAUGAGCCUGUACGAACUUUAGCACUUUCAAGUGCUACAGGGCAUGGAACUAAUAUAAUCGCAGGUGUAAGUCUUGGUUUGGAAUCAACAGCUCUUCCUGUUCUUGUGAUUAGUUUAGCCAUCAUCUCAGCAUACUGGCUUGGGCAAACUUCUGGCUUGAUGGAUGAAACUGGGAGUCCUACUGGUGGCCUCUUUGGUACAGCUGUUGCUACCAUGGGAAUGCUUAGCACUGCAGCUUAUGUUCUCACUAUGGACAUGUUUGGACCAAUUGCUGACAAUGCUGGUGGAAUCGUUGAGAUGGCACAGCAGCCUGAAAGUGUUCGAGAAAUAACAGAUGUCCUAGAUGCUGUGGGCAACACCACCAAGGCUACUACAAAAGGUUUUGCUAUUGGAUCUGCUGCCCUUGCUUCUUUUCUUCUGUUCAGCGCAUAUAUGGAUGAAGUGGCUGCAUUUUCUCACCUCCCUUUUAAGCAGGUGGACAUUGCAAUCCCUGAGGUUUUUAUUGGUGGGUUGUUAGGCUCAAUGCUUAUAUUUGUAUUUAGUGCUUGGGCAUGCGCAGCUGUUGGAAGAACAGCUCAGGAAGUUGUUAACGAAGUCCGUAGACAGUUUAUUGAGAGACCAGGCAUUAUGGAAUAUAAAGAGAAACCAGAUUAUGGCCGUUGUGUUUCGAUUGUGGCAUCUGCAUCUUUAAAGGAAAUGAUAAAGCCCGGUGCUUUGGCAAUUUUAUCACCUAUUAUAAUUGGCUUCCUUUUCAAGAUGUUGGGUCAAUUCACUGGUCAGCCACUUCUUGGUGCCAAAGUUGUGGCAUCUCUGCUAAUGUUUGCGACGGUGUCCGGCAUACUUAUGGCUCUGUUCCUAAAUACUGCUGGAGGUGCCUGGGAUAAUGCUAAGAAGUUCAUAGAAACUGGUGCACUUGGUGGUAAAGGUAGUGAUUGUCACAAGGCAGCAGUUACUGGGGAUACUGUGGGAGAUCCAUUCAAAGACACUGCAGGUCCUUCUCUUCAUGUCCUUAUCAAAAUGCUUGCUACCAUUACUUUAGUCAUGGCUCCCAUCUUUCUGUGAGAGAUUUCCGACAUCUUCCCCAGUUCACUAUAUUAUUUCGGUACUCCCUCAUUACUGUAAAUGCUCAUUGGUCAUCGGUUGCGCAGCAACUUCAUCGAUGGACAGUCCUUUUUUCUUAUUAUUGUUAUCCUGAAAUACUUUUUUCCCCCCUUACCAUUAGAAUAAUUUUAGAACAUGAAUGCCUAAUUUGGUGUUCAGGUUAUUUUUGGGUGGCUGAGAACUUCAUGAAAUGUAGAGUUAGUAUCAUGCUAUAUGGUGCUUGAGAUUGUCACACAAAUUUUGAUCUGCUUGUUGAUCAAUUUAUAUCCACCCUAUAAACUAAUGGUUUGGAUAUUUUAAGCUGUAUUGAUUGUAUGUAAAACAGAAGUAUUUGAUAAAACCCAUUAGUUUACUCAACUUGCAAUGAAUGAAUCAUUUGCACA